Messenger RNA from Penicillium diatomitis, 978 nucleotides. Its product is annotated as oxidoreductase. The transcript is spliced from 4 exons. Bases 1 to 978 code for a protein of 325 amino acids. NCBI's taxonomy places the organism in Eukaryota, Fungi, Ascomycota, Eurotiomycetes, Eurotiales, Aspergillaceae. The record is from RefSeq and is a predicted model, not a curated record. Gene Ontology annotation, molecular function: oxidoreductase activity.
AUGCACAAAUCUACCGAGAGAGGCGCCGAAGGGCCCCAGGAUCAGUUCAAGUCUGGCCACAAGGUCCCCAUUCAACACCAUGAAAAGCCCGGUCUGCAGAGCGAACUAGGUGAUCCCAAGCCUACCUCCACCAAGCUCCCCACUGAGGACAAUGGAUACCAAACCUACAGGGCCGCCGGCAAGCUGGAAGGCAAGCGGGCCGUGAUUACCGGUGGUGACUCCGGUAUUGGCCGUGCGAUUGCGAUCUUGUUUGCCAUGGAGGGUGCCGAUGUUUUGAUCACGUAUCUGCCUCAGGAAGAGUCCGAUGCGCAGGACACGAAGCGUCGAGUGGAGGAGACGGGCCGCAAAGCUCAUCUGCUUGCGGUGGACUUGCGCGACAAGAAGAACUGCCAGAAAGUCGUGGACACGGCGUUGGAAACCAUGGGCGGAAUUGAUACCUUGGUCAACAACCACGGAUAUCAGAAUAUGGUGGAGGAUAUCAAGGAUCUGGAUGAAGAUCAAUGGGAGCGAACCUUCGACACCAACAUUCACCCCUUCUACUAUCUGUCCAAGUACGCUCUGCCUCACAUGAAACAGGGCUCCACCAUCAUCAACUGUGCCUCCAUCAACGCCUACAUUGGACGUCCCGAUCUGCUGGACUACACCUCCACCAAGGGCGCCAUCGUCGCUUUUACCCGUGGUCUUUCCAAUCAACAGAUCAAGAACGGUAUUCGCGUGAACUGUGUCUGUCCCGGACCUACCAAACGCAAUGCCGUCACCAUACUCAAUCGCUUACCUCGCUUCUCUUUACCAGUCUGGACCCCUUUGAUCCCCGCCACCAUGAACAGCUCUGCUCAGGAUCAAUUCACUUCUCCCAUGGGCCGUCCGGGGCAGCCCAGCGAGGUGGCCACCUGCUUUGUCUUCCUGGCCAGUCCCGAUUCCAGCUUCAUCUCUGGCCAGUCGCUGCACCCCAACGGUGGUGUUGUCGUGAACGGUUAA